AUGGCCGCACGAAAGGAGUCGAUUGUCACCUCCACGAAGAGGAAGCGCUUUAGCGCCGCCGGCAUCACGCCGAAGGCGCUCAGGACCGCCGACAGGUUCGCAAGCGCCGAUGGCUCGGAGCUCGUCGCCACCGUGCGACGCUGGGGCACCACCUUCGGCGUCUUCGAGGAUGGCUCAAAGACGGAACCACUCUGGCAAAUUCAAGUCGUUCAAGGAGGGCGGCAAAGUUUCGGCUACAACCUUCUCGCCACGUGCAGAGAAGCUCUACAAGACUACCCCGACGACAGCAUCCGAGACCUGGCACAACUAGAAGCCCAGAUGCAUAUCAAAGUCCUCGUAGGAGCCCCCGCCACGACAGGGGCUUCAGAUCCCGACGACGUCGGCAUACAGGAUUGGCAGCCCGUGCUGUACGCCCCCACGCCACAGGCCGGCCUGGACCUCGUCGCCUUCAUCGUCCGCCACAAGGUGAAAUCCGGACAGCUGCUCCAGCUACCGCACUUCAUCGCCCUAUUCCCACGCGAGGACAUAGCGACCGUACCGAGUCCCUGGACAGUACACGAAGAACACCCCUUGCAGCAGGGCCCUUACCAGGCACUCCCCGCCCGCGGCCGGCGUCAUGUCCUGCUGCAAGUGGAACUGCAGCCUCCGGCCGACGAAGAAGCCAGCCAGCAAACACCCGUCGGCCCACACCCCAAGCAGGAGUACAGUCUCAUGAUCUUCGGCAACAUCUACAGCUUCCGCGAGCUCUUCGACGCCGCCAACAUACAAGGCGGCACCGUCAAGGCCCCGGACAGUGAGAAAAGCGAGUACGUCCGGCACCUGAAGCUGAAAUGUUCCGAAGACCACACACAGCGGCUCAAGAACAUCUUGGAACAGGUUCUGCUGAAGACCCCAGUCUACCUGAUCGACAGCACGGAGACACCGGCAGAUCCCCUGAUCAGCUGGCUCCAAGAGCAGCCGUCCGUGUACCUAGGCGAACAGCCCAAGUAG
Messenger RNA from Symbiodinium sp. CCMP2456, 990 nucleotides. The record is from the annotation of a GenBank genome assembly. Lineage: Eukaryota; Dinophyceae; Suessiales; Symbiodiniaceae.